Messenger RNA from Lathyrus oleraceus (garden pea), 3189 nucleotides. RefSeq lists its product as uncharacterized. Bases 1 to 3189 code for a protein of 1062 amino acids. The record is from RefSeq and is a predicted model, not a curated record. Lineage: Eukaryota; Viridiplantae; Streptophyta; Magnoliopsida; Fabales; Fabaceae. The transcript is spliced from 3 exons.
AUGGACAAAGCAUGGACUAAACUCCCAAGACAUUGGAAGACAUAUAGGAAAGGUGUUAGGUCUUUUUUAGAUUUUGCGUAUACCAAAGGAAGACCUCAAGGACGUGAAAUUUCUUGUCCUUGUGCUCAUUGUGCAAAUUGUAAAUGGGCAAGAAGACAUGUGGUUCACGACCAUUUAAUAGCUGCAGGUUUUGUAGAAGGAUAUGAUGUUUGGGUAAAUCAUGGAGAGGAUAUAUCAUCACCUAUGACAAUUAACAAGGAUACAAAAGAGCAAGAUAACUCACUUGAUGACAUUGAUGGCUUAUUGUAUGACACAUUUAGAAAUGUGGUUGAAGAAGAGGAAAAUAAUGAAGGUCCCAAUGAGGAUGCGAGAAAGUUCUACAAGUUGAUUAAUGAGGCAAAACAAGAGCUAUACCCUGGAUGUGAAAGCUUCUCUACUCUAUCGUUCAUAAUUCGUCUUUACUUGUUGAAGUGUUUGCAUGGAUGGAGCAAUGCAUCAUUUACUUCCCUUUUAGAGUUAUUGAAGGAAGCGAUUCCAGAUUUAAACAUUCCUGAAUCCUUUAACAAAACAAAGGCUUCUCGAUGGAAGGAGUUUCCUGAAGUGGAUGGUGAAUCUUAUGAGCAUGCGAAAUAUGAUCAUAAAGUCCAUGCUAAGGUUUUAAGACAUUUUCCAUUGAUUCCACGAUUUCAAAGGUUAUUUAUGUGUUCAAAGACAGCAAAGGAAAUGAGGUGGCAUGAAGAAGAACGCUCAAAGGAUGGAAAAUUAAGGCAUCCCGCGGAUGGACAAACAUGGAAGGAUUUUGAUAAACUUCAUCAUGAAUUUGCUUCUGAGCCUCGAAACCUAAGACUUGGCUUAUCUAGUGACGGCUUCAAUCCUUUCCGGACCAUGAGCUUAUCACACAGUACAUGGCCUGUCAUGAUAGUAAUAUACAACUAUCCUCCUUGGUUAUCCAUGAAAUCUGAAUAUACAAUGUUGUCAUUGUUGAUUCCUGGGCCACAAUCACCGGGGAACGACAUUGAUGUGUACCUUCAACCAUUAAUUGAGGAGUUAAAGGAGUUAUGGGAUUUAGGAGUAGAUGCAUAUGAUGCCUCAAAAAAUCAAACAUUUAAAAUUCGUGCAGCCCUUCUAUGGACUAUUAGUGAUUAUCCUGGAUAUGCUAUGUUAUCAGGUUGGAGCACCAAAGGAAAGUUGGCAUGUGCGUGUUGCAAUCAUAACACUGAGUUGUCGUAUUUAAAGAACAACCACAAGAUGUGCUACAUGGGUCAUCGCGUCUUUUUACCGAUGAGUCAUGCAUGGAGGUCAAAUAAAAGGUCCUUUAAUGGAAGGAAAGAACUUAGGUCUGCACCUUCUUUGUUAAAAGGAACAGAAAUUAUGGAAACCUUAAAAGACUUUAAGAAUGAAUUUGGUAAAAAAAAGAAGAAGAAAAGAGAUGGUCCAUGGAAGAAGAAGUCAAUAUUUUUUGAGUUACCUUAUUGGGCUGAGAAUACAUUACGUCAUAAUCUUGAUGUGAUGCACAUUGAAAAAAAUAUAUUUGACAAUAUUAAUGGGACUCUUUUAGACAUACCGGGAAAGACAAAAGAUCAUGUUAAUGCUCGUUAUGAUUUGAAAGAUAUGGGAAUUAGAAAGAAGCUUCAUCCAAAAGAGAUUGGUCGAGGUCGUGCAGUGAUUGCGAAAUCUUGUUUUUCAAUGAGCGCACAUGAAAAGACUAUUUUUUGCGGUGUUUUGAAGGCUGCCAAAUUGCCAUAUGGGAUUGCAUCAAACAUUUCAAAGUGUGUGCAUAUUAGUAAUAAGAAAGUAUUUGGCUACAAGAGUCAUGACGCACAUUUCAUGUUACAUUACUUAUUACAAGUAGCGGUAAGAGGCACCUUGCCAAAUGUAGUGGCUGAACCUCUAAUUCGCUUAGGGUCAUUUUUCCGCGCUUUGUGUAAAAAAGUUAUCCAAGAGCAAGAUUUGAAUUUCUUAGAAGCUGAGAUUGCAGAUAUUCUCUGUCAAAUGGAGAUGAUUUUUCCUCCAAGUUUUUUUGAUAUAAUGGUUCAUCUGACUAUUCAUUUGGCAAAUGAAGUUAGAUUGGGCGGUCCGGUUCAAUUUCGAUGGAUGUAUCCCACUGAAAGAAACUUAUGCAAACUUAAAAGUUAUGUUCGUAAUAGAGCUCAUCCCGAAGGAUCUAUUGCUGAGGCAUAUUUGGCUGAAGAAGCUUUGACUUUUUGCUCAAGAUAUUUGCAUGAUAAUGUAGACACAAGGUUGAAUAGAAAGAGUCGAAAUUAUGACAAUAGUGAUUUGUGUGAUGUGGAUUUAAGCGAUUACUUUUCAUGUAUUGGUCGUUCUUUAGGUGGGAAGAAAAAUGGUAAACCAUUUUUUCUAGAUUCAACUACAAAAGCCCAAGCCCAUCGAUACCUUUUGUUCAAUUGUGAUGAAGUUAACACAUUCAUCAGGGAACAUGAUGAUAUUGUCAGUAGUCAAACUAAAGGACGUAGGUGGGUCAAGGCCAAAACCCAAAGUCACGAUUUUAGUGAAUGGUUUAAAACUCGAGCCUUGAAAGAUGAUGUAUCAAUUCAGCUACAAGAUUUCUCUAGAGGUCCAUGUGAUACAGCAAAGAGGUUUUCAGGUUACCUCAUUAAUGGAUAUAGAUUCCAUACAAUGAAACGAGAUGCAAGACGCGAAACUCAAAAUUCAGGUGUAACUUUGGUUUCAUUGACUCCAAGUUUUGCAAGCUCCAAGGAUGAAAAUCCUAAGAUAGAAGUUGUCACUUAUUAUGGAGCAAUUGGAGAUAUAAUUGAGUUAGACUAUUACUCUCAAUUCAGCUUUGUGUUGUUUAAAUGUGAUUGGUUCGAGGUAGAAGAAGACAAAUAUGGGCUUACUUGUGUAUAUUUCAACAAAAAAAGUUACCAAAAUGAACCUUUUGUUCUGCCAUCUCAAGUGCAUCAAUGUUUCUAUGCCCAAGAUCCACUUGAUGCAAGCAGACAAUAUGUCAUGAAAACAGAUCCUAGAGAUUUAUAUAGUAUGGGUGACCUACCAGAUUUAAUGGCCCAAGAAUCUUAUCAAAGUGAUCCUUUUGAUGCUGAACUUAAUUGGGUUAGGGAAGAUAUACCUGGAACAAUUGUUGAUAAGCCUCCACCUUUUAUGCAAGAGACAAGAUAUGAAGAUGAUGAACUAAAUUUUUUGUGUUUAAAUAUUUUGCAGAACAAAUGA